Molecule: messenger RNA, 1705 nt
Organism: Labrus bergylta (ballan wrasse)
Lineage: Eukaryota; Metazoa; Chordata; Actinopteri; Labriformes; Labridae
Gene: uqcrc2b
Product: ubiquinol-cytochrome c reductase core protein 2b
Biological process (GO): proteolysis
Cellular component (GO): mitochondrion
Molecular function (GO): metal ion binding; metalloendopeptidase activity
Source: RefSeq, a predicted model, not a curated record
GCAUUCUGGGUAGGGCACUUUCAACGCCAGCCAUAUUGCUCCAUCGUCCUGACCGCAGGAGAGAGGGGAGAUGAAGGGGAUACGAGGAAUCAGUCAACUCUCGAGACGUACCUAUGCGGCUGCCAGAUCAGGCCAGUCCCUUGCUCAGCCGCUGGCUGGCCUCAAGCUCUCUCCAGGGGCUGCCCACUCGUACCAGGACGUUCAUGUGACCAGACUGCCCAGUGGACUGGUUAUCGCCUCCCUUGAGAACUAUUCCCCGGCCUCUAAGAUCGGAGUAUUCGUCAAGGCCGGCUGUCGUUAUGAGACCCCUGACAACCAGGGUGUCACCCACCUCCUCCGGCUGGCCUCCAGCCUGACAACUAAAGGAGCUUCGGCUUUCAAGAUCUGCCGUGGUGUGGAGGCAGUGGGGGGCAGCCUGAGUGUGACUUCAUCCAGAGAGAACAUGAGCUACACAGUCGACUGCUUGAGAGAUGACAUUGACACGGUUAUGGAGUAUUUGAUCAACGUGACCACGGCUCCAGAGUUCAGGCCAUGGGAGGUGUCAGACCUCACACCCAGGCUGAAGAUGGACAAGGCCCAGGCUGCACACAGUGCCCAAACAGGUGUGGUUGAAGCUCUUCAUGCAGCUGCCUACAAGAAUGCUCUCUGUAACUCCCUGUACUGUCCCGAUCACAUGGUCGGCAACAUCCAGUCUGAACAUCUGCACCAGUUUGUUCAGAACAAUUUCACAAGCGCAAGAAUGGCUCUUGUUGGACUCGGUGUCGACCACACGGUGCUGAAGCAAGUUGGAGAACAGUUCCUCAACAUCCGCAGUGGGGCAGGCACCAUGGGGGCCAAGGCUCAGUAUCGUGGAGGUGAGAUCCGCCUGUUGAACACCAGCAGCCUGGUGCACUCAGCUGUGGUGAGUCAGUCAGCAGCAGCAGGCAGCAGUGAAGCUCUGGCCUUCAGUGUCCUGCAGCAUUUACUGGGAGCUGGUCCGCAUGUCAAGAGGGGCUCCUGCGUCUCAAGCAAACUGGUUCAGGGUGUUUCCAAGGCAACUGCUGACCCCUUUGAUGUGAGUGCUUUCAAUGCGAGCUACUCUGACUCUGGUCUAUUUGGGAUCUACACCAUUUCCCAGACUGCAGCAGCUGGUGAUGUGAUCAAAGCAGCUCUCGCUCAGGUCAAAGCUGUUGCUGAUGGAGCAGUCACAGCUGCCGACCUCACCCGGGCCAAGGCUCAGCUGAAGGGACACUUCCUGAUGUCUCUGGAGACUUCGGAGGGUCUGCUGGAGGCGAUGGGUAGUCAGGCUCUGUCUGAGGGAUCGUACUGCUCCCAGGAGGAAAUCUCCAAACAAAUCGACAAUGUUUCCCUGACUGAUGUCGCAGACGCUGCCAAGAAAUUUGUGUCCGGCAAGAAGACUAUGGCAUCCAGUGGAAACCUCGUAAAAACUCCCUUUGUGGAUGAGAUCUAAGACCCUCCUUGUGACCUCAUACUGUACUCUCUGAUGGCAAAGCAGAAUUUGUUUCCCUGACAGAAAAAAAAAAAAAGCAUCACUUUUUUGAAACGCUGUGGCUCUGAGAUAUAUAAUGUCAUAGCACCGCUGGGUGUUUCUAGGUGUUGUAACAGUGUAUUUUCAGGUUAUGCUGAAAUGUUGUGCUCCUCAUCUGUCCACAUUAACUGUAUAGCUGAUGUAAAAUACUGAAUAAAUUCUAUCUACCUUACAGAG